GGCGUGGCGUUGAACACCAACGCGCGUGUUAUGACAGGGUUACUGAGUAGAAGCGCGUGAAACCGUACUAAUGUCUCUCUACCGAAACACUGUUUGGUUCCUAAAAGGUCUACAGGAAUAUACGAAGAGCGGUUAUGAGGCAGCGGAGAGGCGCUUCAGCGCGGCGGAUCUGGAGGCGAGUGUGAGCGGCCGCUCGUUCCUGAUCACCGGGGCUAACAGUGGCAUCGGUAAAGCAGCCGCCUGCGAAAUUGCCAAAAGAGGUGGGACAGUACACCUGGUGUGCAGAAAUAAGGAUCGGGCAGAGGAGGCGAGAAAAGAGAUUGUGGAUCAUAGUAAAAAUGAGAAUGUACAUGUCCACCUUGUUGACAUGUCAAGCCCCAGGAAAGUGUGGGAGUUUGCCAAUGGAUUCUCUCAGAACUACAGUCUAAAUGUUCUGGUAAAUUCAUGUGGUUGCAUGGUAAAUCAGAGAGAACUGACAGAGGAUGGCCUGGAGAAAAACUUUGCAACCAACACACUUGGGACGUAUAUUAUGACAACAGCACUGAUUCCCAUGCUGAAAAAGUCCCAGAAUCCCAGAGUGAUCACGGUGUCAUCUGGUGGGAUGCUGGUUCAGAGGUUGAAUGUUGAAGACCUUCAGUUUGAGAAAGGCCCUUUUGAGGGGACCAUGGUGUAUGCACAGAACAAGAGGCAACAGGUGACCAUGACAGAGCAAUUGGCCGCCCAGCACAAAGAAAUCUACUUCUCGUCCAUGCAUCCAGGCUGGGCAGAUACCCCAGCGGUGCGGACAUCCAUGCCCGACUUUUAUGCUAAGAUGAAGAAUAAACUCCGUACUGAAGUGCAAGGUGCCGACACAGUGGUGUGGCUGGCCAUAUCGGAUGCUGCCAGCAGACAGCCCAGUGGCCUCUUCUUCCAAGACAGAAAAGCUGUUUCAACACACCUGCCCCUGGCCUCCUCCAGGUCCUCACCAUCUGAAGAAGAGAAGCUGAUGAGCACGCUGGAGCAGCUUGCUGUUAAUUUCAAGUGCUAAUCGGUUUAGUUCAAAAUCCCAUGAAGCCUUGAGGAUCAGAAAUAUGUAAUUCCACAGAGAGACUAAAUUAAAUGUGCUCCCUGUAGAAUUGAGUUCUAAAUGUUUUAUAAAAGGUGAUUAGAAGAUUUGAAUAGCUGAAAUGCAACAUGCUAUACAUAACUCCCCAUGAAACGCACAAGAGGAAGUUAUGGUGCCACCAUUCUGUAUUACUAUCAAGUAAAUUACACUAUAUAUGUGAAAGAAAAUGGAUGAAAAGUUAUUAUAGAAAAGAGUUAACCGCUUCUCUUAUACACACAAAUGUGUUUACUAACUGUUAACCUGCUAAUUAUUAAGUAUUAAUGACUAUAUUUUAAUUUUGUCCAUUUGUGACUGAUGAGAUCAUUCUUAAUAAAAGCUAAUAAAUGCUACAUCUAUCUGUCAGAAUCAUUUGGGAGUUUUAAUUGUCACACUAUAUUCAUUUAUGGUCUUCACAGGCACUUUCUAACCAUAGCAUCUAAUAUAAUCCAUACGUUGUGUUUAUGAUGACUACAUUAGCAGGUAGCUAAGGAUAUAGGUGCAAAACCUGUAUAGUGUGUGGUUUACUAUAUUAUAUAAUGUAUUAUGGAGUUGAAGUAAUUUCUGAACUGAAACUGUUCUUUCUCUAUGAAUAGUAUUAAUACAAAAGGGAACGUUCAUUGUGUUUUUGCAUGGAUUCAUAAAAUGAGUGGUAAUAGAGUAAGGGAACAGAGAUAGAACAAAGGUAUGACCUAUCUAUAGACAACAAUUGUUGAGUGGGCAUGAGGCAAAAACAAACUACCUGUGAUAUUUUAUUUGAAAUCUGUGUAAAGAAAACAACAGGAACCUGCUGCAUUAAAGGGAUUCAUUAAAUUACAAUUCUCCCAUCAUUUAUUGUGAUAUGAUAGGUGUGGGUAAGAAACAAAUCAACAUUUAAGUCCUUUUUUACUAUUA
Xyrauchen texanus (razorback sucker) is the source of this 1975-nucleotide messenger RNA. Its product is annotated as dehydrogenase/reductase SDR family member 12-like. Lineage: Eukaryota; Metazoa; Chordata; Actinopteri; Cypriniformes; Catostomidae. The transcript is spliced from 10 exons. The record is from RefSeq and is a predicted model, not a curated record. Bases 71 to 1027 code for a protein of 318 amino acids.